Molecule: messenger RNA, 377 nt
Organism: Pan troglodytes (chimpanzee)
Lineage: Eukaryota; Metazoa; Chordata; Mammalia; Primates; Hominidae
Gene: H4C5
Product: H4 clustered histone 5
Exons: 1
Coding region: 1-312 (103 amino acids)
Cellular component (GO): nucleosome
Molecular function (GO): DNA binding; protein heterodimerization activity; structural constituent of chromatin
Source: RefSeq, marked validated
AUGUCUGGUCGCGGCAAAGGCGGAAAGGGACUGGGUAAAGGAGGCGCUAAGCGUCACCGUAAGGUCCUGCGAGAUAACAUCCAGGGCAUUACCAAGCCUGCCAUCCGGCGCCUUGCUCGUCGCGGGGGUGUCAAGCGCAUUUCUGGUCUCAUCUACGAGGAGACUCGCGGGGUUCUGAAGGUGUUUCUGGAAAACGUGAUUCGUGACGCUGUGACUUACACGGAGCACGCCAAACGCAAGACAGUGACAGCGAUGGAUGUGGUCUACGCGCUGAAGAGACAGGGACGCACUCUUUACGGCUUCGGCGGCUAAUGCUACCGCUUAAGCGACUCAGCAUCUCGACUUCCCAAAUCAAAGGCCCUUUUCAGGGCCGCCCA